Fusarium pseudograminearum CS3096 is the source of this 1614-nucleotide messenger RNA. RefSeq lists its product as uncharacterized. The coding region runs from base 1 to 1614 and encodes 537 amino acids. The record is from RefSeq and is a predicted model, not a curated record. The transcript has 4 exons. NCBI's taxonomy places the organism in Eukaryota, Fungi, Ascomycota, Sordariomycetes, Hypocreales, Nectriaceae.
AUGCAUCCAUUUGUCUUUCCCUCCAUAUUGAGUACUAUUACUUUGGUAGCUCUCGCACAAACUACAACCAGUGAAGAAGAUAUCUCCUUCUUUGGCUGCGCUCCUCUCGGUGCAUACUAUCCCCUACCAACCAUCGACGUGUCCUCAAAGCCUAUCCAGGGACUGGUCUCUGACUUUACCAAAAAGUUUGAUGACGUUAUCCAGAAUGGUGGCAGUGAUAAAUACGGUCCGGUGAACGUCAACACCACCUCCUUCUCGGUCGUCAUCUUUGGCGGAGAUGAGAAACUCCGAGAUGACCCUAUUGUCUUUGAGUAUCACUAUACAUCUCCCGAAGAUCGGAUCUCCAACGAAAACGUGACCGUCACUACCAAGUUCCCUGUCGGCGAUGUUACCAUGGUAUUUACUGUGUAUGCUUGGCUCGCCAAGAUGGGGGAACAAUGGGAGACACCAAUCACCAAAUAUCUCCCUGAACUGGCUGAUGUCGAGAGUCCAUACGCUCCAUCUUGGGCGGAUAUCACCAUAGGGGCUCUGGCUGGUCAGGUGUCUGGACUGAGUCGAGAGUCCAAUGCGUGCGUGGUUGGUGAGCCCUGUGAUUGGGAACAUUUCAAGGGAGCAUUUGCUACUAAAUCGCCCUAUUUCCUACCAGAUACCACUCCUGUUGUUUCAUACGCAGCGUGGCAGCUUCUGGUCUUUGCGAUGCAGAGAGAAGCCGACAGCGACUGGUCUUCUAUACUUGAGGAUACUCUCCUUAGCCCCCUGAAUUUGACCUCUAGUGCUCUGUUGAGUCAUGAUAGCAAAGACAUCUUUGCCAUAAAAAGCCUCAACACUUCCAUGAUUGGAGAACCUGGUGCACUGUCAUUUGUAAGCUCCAUGGAGGACCUUGCUCGCGCUGGCCACUCCAUGCUUGCUUCCGAUCUUCUUACUCCCGCUGUCAGCCGUCGAUGGCUCAAGUCUCAUGCCGACACCUCCAACCUUCGCAACGGUGUCGGUCGUCCAUGGGAAGUUUACCGCGCUGGACAGAACAUCCGCCCCAUCAUGGACGCCCUGACCAAGGCUGGCUCAAUUGGCAAAUACGCUAGUUACUUUGGCUUAACCACGGACUUCAACGCUGGUUUCGCUAUUCUGGCUCAUGAUAGCACUGUUGAGGAUCGAAAGCUAGAUCUCAACGUGCAUGCUGAUAUCGUAAGCGAGGUCAUCGGGUAUCUAUCCCAGUUUGCUGCUGCAGAGACACAGGCUAGGUACGCUGGCCAGUUCAAGGGUGAAGAUUCGAUGGCUUCUUUCAACACUACAGACGACGGCCAUGGCCUGGUUGUUCAGAAACUUGUCAUCGAUGGGGUUAAUGUCAAGGACCGCACUGCUCAAAAGCUAGGGAUCAAAUCCAGCGAUCUUGACUUCAGAGUGUACCCUACCAACGUCCAAGAUGAGACCCAUCAUCAAUUUAUUGCCGUGUUCCAGGAUAGAAGUGCCCUUAUUGAUCAGGGUACCCCGACCUGUAUCACAUGGCAGGAAAUUGGUGCAGAUGUUGAGAUCUUUGUUCGAUUUAAUAUGAGAGCUGGAAAGGUCAUCGGACUCGAAAUCCCUCAACUGAAUACUAAGAUGGAGCGAGCGGACUGA